UGCCAAAGCCACCACCCCACGGUUACCAGUUGACCCCCCUUCAUCUGGACAAGAAAAUCUGAAUUGUGAUCCCAACAAGCCUAACAUCCCCACCUCUUAUUCACCUGAGCCAAGCCGCUUUCCUAGUCAUACCUCCCCUUCUUCUUCUUCUUCUUCUUCGCUUCUCAUCUGCAUCCGAUGGCCACGGUUAUGGCCUACCCCGGAACCAUUGGAAAAAUCCAAACUUCUACCGCAAAAGAAGAACAAGAAACGGCGACAUUGAGAUGACUCCGCCUCCCCAACUUCCGAAUCCUCAUUCCCCCCAGCACCACAAACACCUUCAUCUUCAGAUUCAUCAGAAACCCGCAUCCCUUCCCGACCUCUUCCUCACCGCUCUCUCCCUCCUCUUCCUCUUCUCAUCCCCGAAACCCAAUAAUCUCUUCCUCAAAAUCCCACAUCUUUCUCUCUCUUUCUCGCAAAACCCUCGCCGCCUCUUUCUCAAAUCCCCGCUCAUGUCCCAGUCUAAUCCGAACCGCAGCAAGAACCACUUCUCCACCCCGCAAUCCCUCUCCGAAUGGCUCAAGCCCCGCCUGCCCUCUGACUCUUUCGCUUCCUGGGGGAUCAAGCCCGGCACCAAGAACGUUCACAACCUCUGGCUCGAGCUCUCCGCCGGCGAGACUUCGCUCGCCGACUCAACGCCUCCCGUCCGAACUCUCCAUGUCGUCACCGUCCGAAUCAUCAGCCUCGAUGGUCGAGUUCUCCUCGAAUCCCACCAAGAAUUGUCCGAUGGCAGCGUUCGGUACCGGCGUCGGCCCUUGUCCGAGAAAAUGAAGCCCGGGGAGACCCCUGAAUCCGCCGUUGUUCGGGCGGUCAAGGAAGAGCUCGGAUCGAUAAUCAACGGUUCUUUUGAGGAUGGCAACAUUGUAAGAAUAGUGCCGGGUUCGUACCAGAAGAAGGUGGAGGAGAGGGUUUCGGUUUCAUAUCCCGGUCUGCCGGCGCGUUAUGUUUUGCAUUCAGUGGAUGCUUGGGUGGAUGGCUUGCCUGAGGGAGAAGAGUUUUGUACUGAAGAGGAGGGAGAGUAUGAGGAUUGUGAGGAAACGAGAAUUGCAAAGGAAGCAGUUUCUGUGAGGAGGCAUUACUGGAAAUGGGUUGAUUCGGAUUUGGGUUGAUUUUAAUUUAGGUGGGUUGGUGAUGGAUUAGGAAAGCGUUUAUGUUACAAAAGGACUCCUAGGGUGGAAGCUCAUGUAAUAGGCAUUACUAUGUAUUUUGAAUAGCAAGGAUGGUUGCUAUCCUAUAUAGAAAAGGGUUUCAGCAAUUAAAUGGUGCAAUAGAAGUCUUGGUAGAGAUUGAAUUGACUUGCUAUCUUAUUGUUUCCAAUC
Malania oleifera is the source of this 1358-nucleotide messenger RNA. RefSeq lists its product as uncharacterized. NCBI's taxonomy places the organism in Eukaryota, Viridiplantae, Streptophyta, Magnoliopsida, Santalales, Ximeniaceae. The transcript is spliced from 2 exons. The record is from RefSeq and is a predicted model, not a curated record. The coding region runs from base 264 to 1148 and encodes 294 amino acids.